GAUGAGUCAAGAACGACUUGACGGUGGAAGCCGCGAGACCGACGGUCAAUGACGACAUAUCCCACACCUCCACCCACUCUACGACCACGCCAAAACUCAUCACACCUUGCGUCUCGCUUGCAACACGUCGCAAUUGGCUCGGCAGUGCGCGAGCACACCAUGCAGAGGUGUGUAUAAGAGGCAGGGGAGUAUGUGUGCAUGCGUGCAUAUUCCCCAACACAUCCGAAUCACACACAAUGUCCCUCGGCCGCACCAUCAAGCUCAACAACGGCGUCUCGAUCCCUCAGAUCGGCUUCGGCACCUGGCAAUCGGCACCCGGCGAGGUCGGUCGUGCUACUGAGGAGGCUCUCAAGGCGGGUUAUCGUCAUGUGGACGCUGCUUGGAUCUAUAGGAACCAGCCCGAGCUCGCUGAGGGCAUCAAGGCGUCUGGCGUGCCCCGCUCGGACAUCUUCAUCACAUCCAAGCUCUGGAACACGGCCCACCGCGUCGCCGACGUCGAGAAGAACAUUGACGAGACGCUCAAGCAGCUCGACACGGACUACCUCGACCUCCUCCUGAUCCACUGGCCUGUGGCCUUUGUCCCCGGCGGCUCGCCGCUCCCCCUCAACGAGGACAAGACCGAGGUCCUCAUCGACUUUGAGGCGCCCGGUAUCGCCGCCACCUGGGCCGAGCUGGUCCGCAUCCAGAAGGAGACGAAGAAGCUGCGCGCGAUCGGCGUGUCCAACUUCACCAAGGAGCAGAUCGAGACCAUCAUCAAGGCGACUGGCGUCGUCCCCGCCGUCAACCAGGUCGAGGCGCACCCCCAGGCCUACAACCCCGACCUGUGGCAGUACGCUGCCGACAAGGGCAUCCACAUCACGGCGUACUCGCCCCUCGGCAACAAUGUCGGCGGCACGCGUGCGCUCAACGCGCCCGAGGUCAAGGCCAUCGCCGACAAGCUCGGCAAGACGCCCGCGCAGGUCCUGAUUGCGUGGGGCGCCGCCAAGGGCUUCAUCGUCAUCCCCAAGAGCGUGACGCCCGAGCGCAUUGCUUCCAACUUUGAGACGUUCGACCUGCCCAAGGAGGACGUCGAGGCCAUCACCGCCUGGGGCGCCGCCAACCGCAACCACGGCGCCGUGCCCGCCACCUUCAAGCCCAAGUGGCCCAUCAACAUCUUCAACUACCCCGAGGAGCAGGGCGAGAAGCCCGUGUGGUAGAUGAUAGACUAUAGAGUGUAGAUGCAGUUGUACAAGUCGA
Vanrija pseudolonga is the source of this 1236-nucleotide messenger RNA. Its product is annotated as Aldehyde reductase 1. The transcript has 3 exons. The record is from RefSeq and is a predicted model, not a curated record. Gene Ontology annotation, molecular function: oxidoreductase activity. The coding region runs from base 237 to 1196 and encodes 319 amino acids. Lineage: Eukaryota; Fungi; Basidiomycota; Tremellomycetes; Trichosporonales; Trichosporonaceae.